UCAACCUCCUGGGAGAUGUUAACCAAACAACUAAUUGGAUCGACUAUAAAUACUGUGGCUACAGGAGCAGAUGCACCACAGAAUCUCUCAAUUACUUCUCUUGAUAUGUUUAACGCUUCAUCGAUCAAUAUAAUUGAGAGGAAUUCUGCAGUGAUAAUCUGCUCUGUCGAGAGCUUCCCAGCUUCUAACCUCACGUGGCGACAUCUUAAUGCCCCAAUGCACAGAACAAGUUCCAACAAUGAGCUGUUGUUGGUGAUUCCUCACGUUAUAUCCAGGGACACUGGAGACUAUCAGUGUGUGGCAGAGAAUGAACAUGGAGCAGUUGAGGGGUUCAUAACCAUCACUGUGGAAUACGCACCACGGAAUCUCUCAAUUAAUUCUCUUGAUAUGAUUAACACUUCAUCGAUCAACAUAAUUGAGGGGAAUUCUGCAGUGAUAAUCUGCUCUGUCGAGAGCUUCCCAGCUUCUAACCUCACGUGGCGACAUCUUAAUGUCCCUGUGAACAGAACAAGUUCCAUCAAUGAGCUGUGGUUGGUGAUUCCUCACGUUACAUCCAGGGACACUGGAGACUAUCAGUGUGUGGCAGACAAUGAACAUGGAGCAGUGGAGGGAUUCAUAACCAUCACUGUGGAAUAUGCACCACGGAACCUAUCAAUUACUUCUUUUGAUAUGAUUAACGCUUCAUCGAUCAAUAUAAUUGAGGGGAAUUCUGCAGUGAUAAUCUGCUCUGUCAAGACCUUCCCAGCUGCUAACCUCACGUGGCGACAUCUUAAUGUCCCAAUCAACAGAACAAGUUCCAACAAUGAGCUGUGGUUGGUGAUUCCUCACAUUACAUCCAGGGACACUGGAGACUAUCAGUGUGUGGCAGAGAAUGAACAUGGAGCAGUGGAGGGAUUCAUAACCAUCACUGUGGAAUAUGCCCCACAGAACCUCUCAGUUAAUUCUCUUGAUAUGAUUAACACUUCAUCGAUCAAUAUAAUUGAGGGGAAUUCUGCAGUGAUAAUCUGCUCUGUCGAGAGCUUCCCAGCUUCUAACCUCACGUGGCAACAUCUUAAUGUCCCAAUGAACAGAACAAGUUCCAACAAUGAGCUGUGGUUGGUGAUUCCUCGUGUUACAUCCAGGGACACUGGAGACUAUCAGUGUGUGGCAGAGAAUGAACAUGGAGCAGUGGAGGGGUUCAUAACCAUCACUGUGGAAUGUAGAGACUCCAGUAAAUGGACAGUAGGAUUGCUCACGGCUGGGAUCAUGUUGUGUGUUUUCCUGGCUGGAAUCUUCAUCUGUGUGAGAAAGAGAAAGACAGCGACAGAGGAGAGAGUUUCAGGGACCAGUGACAUUGCAUUGACCCCCAGGUCACACUCUGUGAAGCACCAGGGUAAACAGAACGUGCUGAUUACUGAGCCCCGGGACACAACCAGAGACACAACUAGCGAGGAGGAGUCCCCAGCUCCCCGGGAUCUCCCUGAAGGUCCAGUGGGAGGCGAUGCUGGACAUGGGAACCCUGACAAACCCGACGAGCUUCUCUGUGCCAACAUCAACUUUUCAAAGCUGCCCAGCGGUGACCAGACUGUGCACAGGAGCGAGGACACGGAAUACGCACAGAUCAGGUUCCAGGAAAACUGAGUGUGAAACAGGGAGAGGGGCUGUGGGGUGUGUGCAGCCAACAUGGCCAAAUAGUAAUGAACAGAAAUAUGAUGUUGCUCAACUUUUUUUUAUUGGUUCUGAGUGAGCUUUCUGAAUGCUGCACCUUUUUCCAUGCUGUAAAAGAUUGUGAGAAGCUUAUGAAUUAUGUAUAAUGUUACAUCUGUUAAUACAAGGUGAGGUGAGAGUGACUGCCUUUGACAUCAAGGCUGCAUUUGACCGAGUGUGGCAUCUAGGAGACCGAGCAAAACUGGAGUCAAUGGGAAUCAGGGGUGGGACGAAAGUAUAAUAAUUUUCAUAAUAUUUUCCUGGUUUGUUGUAAACUAAGUUUAUGGGUGUGAGUGUAGAUGGGUCUGUCUGUGUGGUUUAAUUACACCUGGAGUCAGGUAGACUGCAAGUUUGAGAUUAUCAAAAGAAGCUCGGUGUAGAAAUGUACUUAAAAUGCUAAUGAGAACACAUGGAGGCUGACUUAGCAUGUAAGCUGUGAAGUGGUUGUUUAGAUUUCAAAGGGAUGUUGGUCUGUUUAGGACAAGCCCAAUAAGCAAAGCUAAGGAGUUUUUUUUUAUAUUUUACCCAAACUUCAUUGACAAUAUUGGCAACAUGAAAGUUUAUAUUAUGGGAAAG
Molecule: messenger RNA, 2262 nt
Organism: Carcharodon carcharias (great white shark)
Lineage: Eukaryota; Metazoa; Chordata; Chondrichthyes; Lamniformes; Lamnidae
Product: hemicentin-1-like
Exons: 8
Coding region: 16-1620 (534 amino acids)
Biological process (GO): cell-cell adhesion
Cellular component (GO): cell-cell junction
Molecular function (GO): cell adhesion molecule binding
Source: RefSeq, a predicted model, not a curated record